Molecule: messenger RNA, 1628 nt
Organism: Amborella trichopoda
Lineage: Eukaryota; Viridiplantae; Streptophyta; Magnoliopsida; Amborellales; Amborellaceae
Biological process (GO): transmembrane transport
Cellular component (GO): membrane
Molecular function (GO): transmembrane transporter activity
Source: RefSeq, a predicted model, not a curated record
UUAAGGAAUGAACAACCCAGCUGCUACAUGCUCUCGCUCUCUCUCUCUGUCUCUCCAUUAGCUCUCUUCUGGCGCAAUCCCGUUUCGUGAGGGAGGGUUGACCCGCUGUAUAUAUUCCUACUUCGUUCUUAUAGAUUUAUAGAGAGAGAGAGAGGAGGGAGUCCAUACUCCUUAGGUGGUAAUUUAGAGAGAGAGAGAGAGAGAGAGAGAGAGGAGGGAGGUCCAUACUCCUUAGGUGGUAAUUUAGUAGGGAGAGAGAGCUAGGUAGCACUGAGAGAAGAGAGGAGAGAGCGUGGGCGAAGUUAGUAGAGAGAGAGAGAGGGAGGGGGGGAGGGAAUGGGUAGGAAGAAUGGUGUAUUGGGAAUUGGAGGAAGCAAUGGAGUUUGUUUGUCUCGGAGGACACUUGUGGCACUUGGGUUGGGUCAGUUUUUGUCUCUGUUGAUCACUUCCACUGGUUUUUCUUCCUCACAGCUUUCCCGCAGAGGGAUCAAUGCACCGACUUCACAGUCUUUUCUUAAUUACGUACUUUUGGCCGUUGUUUAUGGAGGUAUCAUGAUUCAUCGCCAGAGAGGACUGCUGGCAAAAUGGUAUUACUACCUUAUGCUGGCUGUAGUUGAUGUCGAAGCUAAUUAUCUUGUGGUGAAGGCCUACCAAUAUACAUCAAUAACAAGUGUUAUGCUGUUGGAUUGCUGGACUAUUCCAUGUGUUAUAUUUCUCACUUGGAUGUUCUUGAAGACAAAAUAUAGAUAUAAGAAGUUACUUGGUGUUGCUAUAUGUGUUGGUGGACUUGUUUUGGUCAUAUUUUCAGAUGUCCAUGCAGGUGAUAGAGCAGGAGGAAGCCACCCUGUGAAAGGAGACAUGCUUGUGAUUGGAGGCUCUAUGCUUUAUGCAAUUAGUAAUGUUGGCGAGGAGUUUUUCGUGAAGAACAUCGAUAGAGUUGAACUCAUGGCAAUGUUGGGUACCUUUGGAGCUGUUGUCAGUGCUUGCCAAAUAAGUAUACUUGAGCGUCAAGAGCUUCAAUCAAUUAAGUGGACAGCUGCUGCUGUGCUUCCUUUCUUGGGGUUCUCUCUGGCGAUGUUCUUGUUUUACUCAUCGGUUCCUCUCUUGCUUAAGAUUAGUGGUGCAACCAUGCUCAACCUCUCUCUUCUGACCUCAGACAUGUGGGCAGUUGUCAUUCGCAUCUUUGCAUAUAAUGAGAAGGUUGACUGGUUGUAUUUUGUAGCUUUCGGAGCUGUUGCCGUUGGGCUAUUAAUAUAUUCGUGGGAAUCCAAGAAGGAUGAGACCUUAGGAGAGGUUAAUGAAGCUGCAAUAGAGGAUGAGGAGGCCAGGAUAGAGAACUUGGAUCAAGGAGGAGUAACACCGACAGUUGCAAGGAGAGGCCCGUAUCAUGCGCUUGUAAUGGAGCAGUCGUAAUGGUGCAGCCAUUAGAAGACAGCGUCGCAAUGCUACAAAGCUGUCAUCAUAUUUGCUGCAUCACCCUUGCUCUUUUUUUUUAAUUUAUUAUUAUUAUUAUUAUUGUUCAGUUGGUGUUCAUAGGAAAGAGUUAGGGUUAACAAUAUAUUUAUUUAGAAUAAUUACCUCAACAAUCUGGCCAGUUUUUGCAAUAAAGGUUGAUUGUCUCAGUGAAA